Molecule: messenger RNA, 1105 nt
Organism: Haliotis rubra (blacklip abalone)
Lineage: Eukaryota; Metazoa; Mollusca; Gastropoda; Lepetellida; Haliotidae
Product: dentin sialophosphoprotein-like
Exons: 3
Coding region: 37-744 (235 amino acids)
Source: RefSeq, a predicted model, not a curated record
UCCCCUCAGUACCAGUGGUCCCCCACCAAAUGCACGAUGAUCUUACCGAGGAUCGUACGGGGGUCAGCCAGGGCAAGGACAGCCGGUCCUGCCGGGAACAGGGACAGUGAACCAGAGAGAGGGUGUCCUCGGCCUUCGACAGCCGUCGGGAAGAACAGGAAGAAUUCCAGCGAACCCGACGACAGGAACACCACAGGUGCGAAGGAAAUGGACAACAAAGAACACAGAGAGGAGGUCAACGACCGUGAAACCAACGCAGACGCCAGCGACAAAUCCAACUCCAACGUCAAUGACAACGUAAACGCCAACGCCAACUCAAGCGACAAAUCCAACUCCAACGUCAAUGACAACGCCAACGCCAACGCCAACGCCAACGCCAACACCAAAGCCAGCUCCAACGUCAAUGAAAAAGCCGGCACCAAUGCUGACGUCAAUGAUAACUAUUCGGAUCAUAGCUCCUCACAGAGUAGUGACUCAUCGAGCAGUAGCGACUCCUCAAGCACUGAUGCGGAGCACAGAGGAGACAGUAAGACCAACAAGCUUAAGCCUUCACAGCUGAAGAAGAAAGAGAGCAAACAAAAGCGAGGUGCUGCUGUUAGCAAAAGAGGGAACAAAAAUGUUCCUGGUCGCGAUAGAAACCAAAGUAAUGCUGGAGGUGGAUUUUCAAAACCAAGGGGACUUAACUCUGACGAUGACUACUCUUCAGAGAGCUCGGAGGACAGCGCGGACGAGAAAGGAAAAUAAUUUGUGAUAAACUAUGUCAUUGGAGUCUCCAGGUCAUUGAACAUUCAUUGAACACAAGAUUUUGUUUAUAUUUUGUAUUUUGCAACGCCAACUGUACAUACUUAUACGUAUUGACAAAUGUUAUGAGUCAACUGUGUGUAUAUGUUCUAGGCUGUGGGUCUCUUCAAUGAAGGAUUAAAAAGUUAGGAAGUCCCGCAUACUCGAUUUUAAACUGCGUGGGAUUUCUAUACCAUUAAGGAAAAUAUAGUUUAACAUUCGGUUCGUAAAUAAAAAUCGCCGAGACCCACAACUUACGACACUUUCUCAAGCUUAUAUGCUUCCAGAAAUUUAGACUUGAAUAAAAUUUCAUUUUGUGGAAUAA